AUGUUAGCAAAUUCAAGUGCAAGUCAUAAAACGACUCUACAAAAUGAAAUACAUAAAAUAACUAGUGAAGUUCAAUUAAGGCAGUAUGGAUUAUUUUUGGAAAGAUAUGAAUCUGAUUUGGAGAGUAUACUCGACGCGAUGGAGUUUAGCACAACAUCUCAAAUUGAUUUUGAUAAGAAUCUUAUUAAGCUGGACUUAUCGUUGAAUGAAACCAUUUCUAUGAAUUCUUUACCAGUUGAGUAUGCGAUCCUGAAUAAGGUUGUGCAAUCUUUCAUUACACUCUGUGUGGAAAUCAAGUUACUAAAUUGUGAAGCAAGAGAUAAAUAUUACAACUUGAUUAUGCUAUAUGGUGAAGCCGGGGAAGAAAAAACUCAGGAAUAUAUUGAAUUUUCAAAAUUAGAAAGUAUGUUAAAAGUAUUGAAUGAUCUUUGUGUGUUUGUAAAUCGAUGUCAAACGGUAGUUGUGGAGAUAAUUGCUCAACUGAAUUGUCUUUCAAAAUCUGAUCACCUUUCACAGUUUUCAUAUCCUGGAGCAACUGAAAUUGAUAUUUUUUAUUACAUGUGUGAUAUGUUGCUUGUUUUAAUUACUAUAGAAGAAAUUUUACAAAAUAGCAUUAUUCUUGAUCAUUGGAAAAUGUACCGUAGAACUGUAAAAUCAGUACACAGAAGCCAUUCUACAUUUAAUUUAGAUUUAAAUGUGUUAGAUAAUUUAGACGAAAUUCUAAACUAUAUAGAAAAUCAAUUACUCUCCGAAAACAUUAUACAGAGUACAAUCAAUAAGUGUGUACAUUGUUUGUAUCAAAGCAAUAAUGAAGUAAAUAAGGUUUUAGAAAAACGGUUUUAUUCAUAUAUAAGGAUUUUGAUUAAUGAUUUAGAGAAAUGUGAUCCUGAUUUAAUUGAUACUGAAAAAUCUACCGAGUGGGUGAAAUUAAAUGUUUUAUAUAUAUUCUAUAUAAAAUUAUUUAAAGUUAAUGAUAAGAAGUUUUUUAAAAUCUUGAAGGGUGUCAAUAAAAAGGUCCCAUGUGUUACUCUAGUUGGAAAUAUAGUAUGGUGCUCUGAACAAUUUUUAUCUCAGCAUUCCAAUAUUAUCAAAGGUUUUGAUCAGAGGUUCAUUCAAGAAAUGAAUAGAGUAAAGCAAACAUACUUACAAAACAAAACACAGAAUUUACUAAAAGAUUCACAUAACACAGCACUACAAAUAUUUACAUGGAUUUUAGAAAUAUCAGCAAUUUUACAGGAAGGUGCAAAUAAUUUGAAAUUAGAACAUUUGACACAACGAACACAUUUGUUACUGCAAGGCCUUACGCACGCAUGUUAUUUAAACUAUACAAUUAAAUCAAUCACAAAUUUACAUAUGGCUCAAAAUAAGCCUAUGACUAAAUCAUGCUUAUUAUCUGUUUGCAAACUGGUUGAGUUAUUAAAGGCAGUACAUCAAAUAUUUUCAAAAUAUAUUGGCCGUACUUUCACUUUUGAGAGAUCAUUACAUGGUCCAAGUACGGAACGAAAAAUAAUAAUUGCCCAUCUGGCAUUAUCUUGCAUUAAUGUAACACAAGUAUUUCAUGAUGAUAACUUGAGUAAAUUAAUAAAAGACCUAAAAUAUAUACAAAGGAUACAAAAUUUUCAAGAAUAUUUGGAUGAUACUACAGAUUGUUCUUUUUUAUUUUGGCAUCAAUCAAUACUGCCAGCAUAUUUUAGUAAUGUUUACGAGAAUAAAAUGGAUAUAUCUAAAAUUUAUUACAUGUUUCAAGCAUUGAAUGAUUUUGAAGAAUCUGAGGAAUAUAAGGAAAGCUACAUGAAAACAAUAGAUUCAUCAUUAAAUGAAAAGAUUUUGGAACCUUUAUGUUCACAAGUAGAAACAGAUUUGAGACUUCAAAUACACUCACAUUUACAGCCAGGUUUAAUGAACCCAUUUGAUGAUGGUACUCCAGAAGUUAGUAACAGUUUAUUGGAACUAAAUCCUAUAUUAUGCGGCCAGAAAUAUAUUGAUAUUAAAGGGCACGUGGAGAAUUAUUUGGAUUCCAUGUUUUAUAAUUUAACAACAGUUGUACUCUUUGACUGGAAAACUUAUGGGGAAAUGAGACGGUUAGCAAAUGAGAAAUUUUUCUUACAUACUAUUGAAGAUCAUCUGCCAACACAAACCUUAGAACAAGGAUUGGAUGUGUUGGAAAUCAUGCGAAAUAUGCAUAUAUUUGUUGCAAAGUAUCUUUACAAUCUAAAUAACCAAAUAUUUGUUGAGAAAUGGAGUAAUAAUAAGCAUUUAAAUACUAUAAAUAUUCAACAUGUUGCAAACUCAAUAAGAACGCAUGGUACUGGAACUAUGAACACUACAAUUAAUCUAACAUAUCAAUUUUUGAAAAAGAAAUUUUUUGUUUUUUCGCAAUUUUUGUAUGACGAACAUAUUAAAUCUCGCCUGCUCAAAGACUUACGUUAUUUCCGUGAGCAUAAAACGGAAUCGAAUCCCAUGUACAGCUAUGAUAGGGCAUACAACUUUAAUAAAGCCAUUCGAAAGUUGGGUAUAUCAUCAACUGGUCAAAGCUAUCUGGAUCACUUCAGAUUGUUAAUAACCCAUUUAGGAAAUGCAAUGGGUUAUGUACGAAUGAUAAGAUCAGGUGGACUGCAUAGCUGCUCUAACGCUAGUGUAUUUUUACCAGUACUAGAUGAAAACAAAACAUUUGAAGAAUUGUGUCAGGCGAACUGUUUAUCAGAAACAGUAUGCCAGGCUGCGCAUGUUUUGGAGCAAGAUAUACGAAAUUUAGCAUGCAAUUUUGCUGAAGGUUCAGAAUAUUUUAAGCUUUUAGUAGAUGUUUUUGCUCCUGUCUUUCGCAAUCCUAGAAAUAUCCAUUUGAGAAAUUUCUAUAUUAUUGUUCCAUCACUUACAAUAAAUUUUGUUGAACAUUUAAUAACAGCUAAAGAUAAAUUAACUAAGAAGGAUAAGUCUGGUGCUGCAUUUACGGAUGAUGGUUUUGCCAUGGGCCUUGCAUAUAUUUUGAAGUUAUUAGAUCAAAAUUCUGAAAUGGAUUCACUUCAUUGGUUCCAAUCAGUUAGUGAAAAGUGUAAUCAGGAAAAACAGAUUUUAGCGCAACAAAAAGUUAACGCUAGCAGAGAUGAUAAAACAUUACAACAUACCCUAUCAUUAACUACUAAGAGACUUGAAUUGUUCCAACAGGAAUUUAAAUUACUUUAUUAUAGCUUCAGCAGUGCAAGAAUAUUCUUUCAGUGA
Molecule: messenger RNA, 3219 nt
Organism: Ctenocephalides felis (cat flea)
Lineage: Eukaryota; Metazoa; Arthropoda; Insecta; Siphonaptera; Pulicidae
Product: WASH complex subunit 4-like
Exons: 18
Coding region: 1-3219 (1072 amino acids)
Biological process (GO): endosome organization; endosomal transport
Cellular component (GO): WASH complex; endosome
Source: RefSeq, a predicted model, not a curated record